AUGGGCACGAACUCUACAGACAUUGCUAGUUGGCUAAAUGACUGUGGCUUAACAGACAAAAGCUGUUCAGCUCUGGCUACAGUUCUUGGAUCAGAUACCAGUCUGAAAGAGCUGAACAUGAGCAAUAAUAAUCUACAUGAUUCAGGAGUGAAGCUGCUCUGCACUGGACUAGAAAAUAUGAAGUGUCGUUUGGAGAUACUGAGGCUAAAUGAUUGUGGCUUAACAUACAAAAGCUGUUCAGCUCUGGCUACAGUUCUUGGAUCAGAUACCAGUCUAAAAGAGCUGAACAUGAGCAAUAAUAAUCUACAGGAUUCAGGAGUGAAGCUGCUCUGCGCUGGACUGGAAAAUAUGAAGUGUCAUUUGGAGAUACUGAGACUUUCAGACUGCAGUAUCACUGAAGAAGGUUAUAAAGCUCUGGCUUCAGCUCUGAGAUCAAACCCUUCACACCUGAUAGAGCUGGAUCUCACAGGAAAUGAUCCUGGACAAUCAGGUGUGAAGGAGCUCAGUGAUUUACUACAGGAUCCAAACUGUCAACUCAAGACACUGAGGUUUUUGGGUCCUGCUGCAGAUGAAGCCUGUCAGUAUGUGACUGGAAUUGUGGGUAAAAACCCGUUACUCCUGAGAGAACUGAAUCUGAGUGAACAUGAACUAGGAGACACAGGAGUGAAUCAGAUCGCUGCUCUACUGCAGGAUAAACACUGUCAACUCAACACUCUGAUUUACGUAUUUUCAUUGUUGCAAGGACACUUGUGACUUUUGUAAUGUGAU
Molecule: messenger RNA, 768 nt
Organism: Labeo rohita (rohu)
Lineage: Eukaryota; Metazoa; Chordata; Actinopteri; Cypriniformes; Cyprinidae
Product: ribonuclease inhibitor-like
Exons: 5
Coding region: 1-753 (250 amino acids)
Molecular function (GO): protein binding
Source: RefSeq, a predicted model, not a curated record